AUGAAACAAAAAACGAUAAGCACAAUAAGGAGUAAUAUCAUAGAGUCGAAAAACGCUGAUUGGAAGGUUCAGCUGCACACCUCAGAAUCGGCAUUCAACGCCCUUAUUGUUCUUGUGGUUUAUGGUACUACUGGUAACUCCGGACCGAUAAUUAUUGGAACCUCCGAUUGUGAAAAGUGUUUAUUUCGAGCUGGAAAUAUUGACGAUUUUAAAGUCAACCUCGCUGGCAUCGGCCCGAUUUUUAAAAUUCGUUUAGAAGUCAAUCCAUUGAACGAGUCAGAAUUACCUUAUUGGGGAUUAAUUAAGGUUGUUUUUGAAAAUAUGGUUACACAGGAGCAAAUUGCAUUUGAUUUCACAAAUCGACCGUUCAUAGGAAUGUCUAACCACUGUCAGCUAAGCAGGGAGCAAAUAAGGUCAGGAAAUCCACUUGGAGAUCCCUUACCAACAGAGAUCCUAAGCUCGGACGGCCUUGAUCCAAGCGCUGGAUUAGUCCUUUACCGUGUGAAAUUCUAUGCUCGAGCUGUAUUGGAGGCUGAACAGCAAAUUCAUCUUGGGCCAAAGGUCACUCUGUUCGGUCGUUAUGGUGACACUGGCCGGAGAUUGAUUGUUCUCACAGAUCCAUUUGCAAAAAAGCUGGAUGACAACCUAGAGGUGUUCGAAUGUCUUCUUGAAGCAGUUUAUCUGGGAUCUCUUACCCACUGCCUUAUCGGACCCAUCUCAGAAUCUCCGUUAGAGGGUCGAUUUUGUGUUGGAAUAGGAGUUGCUGACCCAAUGACAGGCCAAAUCUACCGAUUCCCAGCAAAUGUAUUGAUUGGGUCCGAUGAUGGGGGACAAAUAAGGGAGGCCACAAUUAAACCCGACUCCAAUUUGGCUCUCUUUGAUGGGCUCAACGUUGUGGGCGAUACGGACGACGAUGAAUACAGCCAAUUACAUGAGUCCGGUGAGUCAAUAAAUGGUUUUAUACGUGGAGUGGUCGACUAA
Messenger RNA from Echinococcus granulosus, 981 nucleotides. RefSeq names its product Lipoxygenasey domain-containing protein. The record is from RefSeq and is a predicted model, not a curated record. Gene Ontology annotation, molecular function: protein binding. The coding region runs from base 1 to 981 and encodes 326 amino acids. Lineage: Eukaryota; Metazoa; Platyhelminthes; Cestoda; Cyclophyllidea; Taeniidae. The transcript has 6 exons.